UGACAUCUCAUCUACGUAACAUUUGAAUCAACCUAUAUCAAGACGUCUUUCUUAAAUGAAAAACUUUUCAAAAAUACGAACCGUUGGUGACUUAUUUUGCUGUUCUGCCGCUAAAUUGUUGCAUUCUCGCUGACCGGCGGCUGCUGUGACACUUUGUCGUGAUCGUAAACAACUCCAGCGGCGCCACGUCAAACGUCCCACGGUGGCUCCAACAGACAUGGUGACCCCCUCAUAAAAUGAGCAAAAACCUUAAUAUUCCUGCUAAACAGUGAGUUGUUUUAAUUAAAUUAAAUGCACAAAUUCUCUUCGUUCCACUGCUUGCGUCCUUCUAGUUGACUUCUGGUCACGUGUGAGCUAACAUAAAGGUGCGUUUAAAGUAAACGUUUACUUCGCCUGGUAGAACCGGGCGUAUUCCACCACCGUUCUAGUCCUCUAUUUUCACGCAUUUCGUCACUUUAAGUUAAUAUCGCCCACGUAUUGCUAUGUCUCCUCGAUGUUGUGCUUUUGUUAUGUUUUACCCUGAUUUUAUUCCCAAAUUAGUCUCGUGAUACUCCUUAAAAUUGUGUUGAUUCCAGGGAAAUUAACGCCUCUUCUUCCACGGUGCGUCGCGGUUAAUAAAUGAAGCGACUCCUUAUGCUGGCCGAACAAAACCUAACACUAUAACAAAAACCGCCGUAGACACGAAACCGACGCGAUAACAUUCUCGGAAACUAUCACAUUACUUAAUUUUGACUUUUUCAAGUGUAAAUUUAGCUGUUUGGUCAGUGAAAUUGACGUCACAUCGCUUGACUCGAACGUUGCAGGGACGAGCUCAAACUCCGUGUUAGUUUAAUGCAACGCAAAGGCGGAGUGACGCGAGCUAGCCUCGGGAAGCUAAUGUUUGUUAGCUGCGCUGAAAGAAGAAGCAGAGAAAAGGGAGCCGUAGGCUUUCUUCUCCCCCGCACUUCUCAUGGCUGUACGCUGGUUAUGCAGCCUCUUCGGGAAGCCCUUUGACGGAGGCAAGCGGAUGGAGCACGGGGGGCAGCCGCAGCAGCAGCCGCCCAUGGCCACGGAGCACCCGGCCCAGUACCCGCCCCAGCACCCUGCCAUGAUGCGGCUGUACGAGGUCCACCGAGAGGUGACGGCGCUGGGGCCUCAGGUGUGCACCUUCAGUGGUCUGCCUGACGACCGCGACUACAAACGCCUGGAGCGCGAGCUCACGCGCCUCCUUCUGGAUGUGGAUCGCGUGGACACGGAAGGAAAGGCGGAGCUGCAAUGUGCGCGCAAGCGAGCGGCGCAGGAGGUGGAGGGUCUGCUGCGCUACCUGGAGGAGAACGCCCGCCACCCGUCCCGCAGAGCCAUGGAGGAGUUGAGCGAGGAGGCUCGACAGCUGGUCGACGCCCGCGUAGUGGCGCCGCAGCGUCAGGGCGGCGCCGCCGACGUGGACGACGAGCUGCUGGAUGCCCUGCAGCAACUGGUGCUGCGGCUGACCCAGGUGAAGACAGAGGGCCGGGUGCCACUACGAAAGGCGCGUUAUCGGGCGCUGACCCGACUCUGUGCCGUCCAAGACGUCCUGGAGGGCCGCACGCCGCAGCAAACACUCUCGCUACCGCUCUCAAGCGACACGCACGCCGCCGUCGAGAGCAUCAACCAGGUGAUGGCCAAGGUGAGCGUGGCACGCAGCCAGCUGGUGGCACUGCUGAUGGGCCUGAGCGGCCGAGACAGCUGCGCUCACCUGUCGCGGCUGCUGAUGGAGAUGCAGGUGGAGCUGGACGCUCUGGAUGUGUCAGGAAACGCCGCCGUCAGGAACUACCGUAAGCAGGUGGUCGAAGAGAUCAACGGCCUCCUCAAACAUUUGGACCUGGAGGGAGAAGGAGACGACACUCGCAGGUACGACCUGGCCCAGAACGACUCCAUCCGCGAGAUAGAGGCGGUGCGGGCUCACGUGCGGCAGCUACGCGAAGGCGUGCUGCGCCACUGCGCGGCGGGCCAGCCUGGCUUGGGGCCGAAAGCCGAGCUCCAGGGCCUGCUGACCCACCUGGACCAGGUGGACACAGCCAAGAACCCCUGCAUCCGCGAGGCGCGGCGGCGCGCCGUGGUGGAGGUGCAGGCGGUGGUGACCUUCCUGGACCUGCGCGAGGCGCUGGCCUGCCGCCGCCCGGGCCCCGACGAACACCCGGCCCACCGCGCCGUCUGGACGGCGCUGGCCAGCCUGUCGGAGCUGCAGGCCGGGGCGCUGGGCUUCGACGGCAAGCGGGCCGACAAGAGCUACGUGGUUCUGGAGGAGCUGCUGACCAAGCAGCUGCUGGCGCUGGACGCUGUGGACCCCCGCGGUGACGACGGCGCCAAGGUGGCCCGCAAGCAGGCCGUCAAGUUCGCGCAGAACAUUCUCAACUACUUGGACAUGAAGACUGACGAGUGGGAGUACUGAGACCCCAGGACGUAGAAGGAUGAUGGACUUAUUUCCCACCGUGCACUACAGCGACACACCACCGCUUCCUUGCUAACUGGCAAAAUGAGGACAUCUCAAACAUCGUGACCCACAUAACUUGAUGUGUGGAUGUGCGUGUACAAGAAGGUAUGUUGCGUGCGGACAUACGCUUGUACUGAAGAGCUUGUGUGCGUGUAAAAUGUGGGUGUAAACGUGUGCACACAUGUAUAAGUGUUUUAAGAUUUGUAUUAGGGCUGGGCGAUUUUCUUACACCAAAAGUGUUAUUUAGGAUUUUUUUCUAAAGCUCAUUGGCUGCACUAGAGGGCCAAUCCAUUUUGACUGGGCGGGGCAAAUGAACAUUCGUUUAUUCUCAUCUUCCAGUAAAAAUGAGUUGAAGAUGAGCAUUCCCAGUUUAAAUAAAUUUGACGUCAAUCCAGUUUUUAUUCAUUUCAAAUGUUUUUAAUUUUAAAAUAAAUAAAAAUAAUGAUUGAUCGUAGAAAAUAUACUGUAUAUGUGGAACAGUUGUAUGCCAAAUGCUUAUAUAGUGUGGCCUACAUGACUCAAAAUGUGACGUCCACGUGCGUUGCCACUUUUUUUUUUUUGAUCACCAGAAAAUGGUCACUUGCCCUAUAAAGGGUGAAAAAUACGUGCAAAAUGUCUGCCUUAAAUAUCUUUUUCUCUCUACAAAUUUGCGCUGUCAGCCCCCAAAUACAAAGUAAUGACUUCACAAAAAAAACUUUCUUGGAGAAGAUUAUCUAUCUUUUCAGAAACAAAAGAAACUUUAAAAUAUUUAGUGAAUCAUCUGCAAUAUAAAAAAAAAAAAACCUCCAUACCAUCAAUUUAUCGCCCAGGCCUAAUUUAAAUGUGUGUUUACGUGGUGUGCGUGUUUUGUGUCAACUCAUUGCUGCAAUUGACAGUGAUAGCAAACCAGUGUAAAAAAAAAAAAAAAAAAGAAGGAAAGGCAUAACUUGAAAUUUUAGUUAUUUUGAAUGCUUAUUAUAAAACUGCCGUAAGACUGUCAUAAUGAUGACAUGACAUCCGUCGUGAAUAUGAAUGAAUGCCCCUUUUAAUGCAAUGCUGUUAUUGUUUUAAAUGUCCUUGGGUUCGGGUGAGGUCAUUUAAUACCUGUCAUAAGCAUUUAUUCAUGUUCAUGACAAUUGUCAUGAUUAUGACAGUUUUAUAAAAAGCAUUCAAAUAAAUUGCAACCUGAAUUUCAAGUCUACCAAUUCCACUUGAAUUCUGAAUUUUUUUAUGGAAAACAAAAGUUCGAACUCAACAUUUUAAGUAACCUAGACUUCGGUUAAGUAGUUUUUAACUCGAAAUUUUACGCUUACUGUAUUUUUAGACAAAGGCAUGCCUGAAAUCCUCUAAUUUUUUUCCAAAAAUUGACAGUGCACCCAUUGUAUGGGUUCUGGUUGAAGCAUAACUGUAUUAUAUUGCUCUAGUAAAGUGCUCGAGGCGCACAUGCACAAUUCAAAUUGAAAAAAUAACGAUAAUUUUAAAAAUAAUUACAUAGUUAAAAGAUAAAGACUAAAUGAAUAAUGCAAUACAUUGAUGCACUAAGGCGCCUUAUAGUCAGAUGCCGCUUAAGUAUCAAAACAAACUUGUUCAUUGAUAUUCCGCCUCAUAUUCCUAACAAAUAUAACAGGCUGAAACCUGUGCGCACAUGCAACUAGCGCCAACAUAGGCACAAUAAUCAGCCCUGGUCAAUUUUUUUUCUCUCAAAUUCUAAUAUCAGGCUCCACGGAUUGAGUGGUACUGGCCCGUGAUACAGUCAUGUGAAAAAAUUAGGACGCCCCGUUAAACAUUCAAUUCAUUAUUAAGAAAUGUUCACAGAUCAAUGUCUGAUCUUGUUUUUCUUUAUCUCUGGAAAAAGAAGUGAUUUAAUAGCAGGUAAAUGACAAAAGUAACAUUGUUUUACUCAUUAAACCAAAUAUAUCAACAAAAAUGCAUAUUCUAACUGAGGAAAGAGUUAGGACACCCUACCACCCAAUAGCUAUAGUGUAUACCCUUUGGCUGAAAUAACUUCAGUGAGACGCUUUUUGUAGCCAUCUACCAGUCUUUGACAUCGGUCUGAAGAAAGUUUGCCCCACUCCGCAAAGCAGAACACUUUCAGCUGUGGGAUGUUUGAGGGGUUUCUUGCAUGUACAGCCCGUUUCAAGUUACCCCACAGCAUCUCAGUGGGGUUAAGAUCUGGGCUAUGACUCAGCCAUUCCAGGACUCUCCAUUUCUUCCUUUUCAGCCAGUCUUUGGUGGAUUUACUGGUAUGUUCUGGGUCAUUGUCAUGUUUCAGCAGGGUCCAGUUUUGCUCCAGCUUUAAUUUUUUCACAGAUGAUCUCACAUGUUCCUCUAGUACCCUCUGAUGCACGAUAGAAUUCAUGGUGGAUUCUAUGAUGGUGAGCUGGCCAGGUCAUGUUGAAGCAUAGCAUCCCCAAACCAUGACUUCCACCUCCAUCCUUCACAGUUGGUAGGAGGUUCUUUUCCUCGAAUGCCGUAUUGGGUUUAUGCCAAACAUCUCUGUUCUAGUAUUCAAAUAUUUCACUUUUAGGUUGAUCUGUCCAAAGAACAUUCUUACAGAAGUCCUGGUCUUUGGCUACAUUCACUCCGCUGAACUUCAGUCUGGCAUUCAUGUUCUUCUUGAAGAGCAAAGAUUUCCUCCUUGCACACCUCCCAUGAAGUUUAAACUUGGGAUGUCUCUUUCUGAUUGUAGAGACAUGUACUUUAACAUCAACAGUAGCAAGUCAGUCCCAUGAUGACAUUUUAGGGUUUUUGGAGACUUAACAUCUUGCAGUCUGCUCUCUGGGUGAACUUGCUUGGACGGCAAGUUGGCAGUUGAUCUGAAUUUUCUCGACCUGUAGACUAUUUUUCAGACAGUAGAAUGGCUGAUUUUAUAUUCUUUCAAGAUCUUUUGAAAUCCCUUAACGGACUCAUAAGCGUCUACAAUCUUUCUGAAGGCCUCAGAAAUCUCCUUUGACCUCACCAUGGUGUUUUCUCUCACUUCAACAUUCAGGGGCACACCAAACUAAAUGUGAGGUUUAAAUAAGGCAAGCCUCCUUCAAAACACUGGGUAAUUAUGUUCUCCCCACUGUACCUGCUCACCUGAUGUGAUACACCUGUGUGUGAUUUUAGCCAUUUUAAGUGGGAUUGAAUGUGGGGGUGUCCUAAUUUAUUCAACAGAAAUUGCAAUUAUUUAAAUUUACAUUUAACAGAAAGUUAUUUAAAAAAAAAAAAAAAAAAAUCAGUUUUAAUUGUUUAGUUAGUUUACUUGAAUCUCUCAAGAUUGUUAAAAUUUAUAUUAAACAGCCAUAUGAACAAAUAUGUUAGAAAACACACUGGCUUCUACAGGGUGUCCUCAUUUUUUCACAUGACUGUACGUUGCUACCAGUUUUCAAGAGGUUGGUUCACGAAUUACGGAAGAGUAGACUUUAGUGUUAUUUCACAAAUGAACUCUUAACUGCUGGUGAGGGUGGAUAACAAACCACAGUGACUCUAAAAAUGAACUACAACCCCUAGCCAAAAGUAUGGAAUCACCAGUCUUGGACGAGUACUCACUCAGACAUUUUAUCAUGUAGAACAAACUCUGAUAAAAAGCUUGAAAAAUAAUGAAUUAGUUCAAAAGUGCAACUGUUUAGCAUUCAGAAACACUAAAAGAAAUGAAUAGAAAAACAUUGUGGUGGUCAGUAAAUGUUACUUUUAUAGCGCAAAUGCAGAUUCUUGACUCUUGACAAGGUGAUGAUGCUGGAACUUUGGUUAGUGCUGUUCCAGUGAGAUUUACAAAGAUGACUGCCUGAAGAAAACAUCAAAAUUCCCUCAGUCCUUGAUGAUAUGGGGCUGGAUGUCAGGCAAAGGUACUAGCGGUGAUGGCUGUGGUUAAAUCUUCAAUAAAUACACAAGUUUACAUUUAAAUUUUUGACAGCUUUUUUAUCCCUUCAAUUGAAAAAAUGUUUGGGGAUAAUGAAAUCAUUUUCCAAGAUGACAAUGCAUCAUGCCACAGAGCUUAAACUGUUAAAGCAUUCCUUGGAGAAAGACUUAUCCAGUCAUUGUCAUAGCCUGCAAAUAGCCCAGAUCUCAACCCUAUUGAAAACCUGUGGUGGAAAUUGGGGAAAAAAAUGGUCCACAGCAAGGCGCCAACCUGCAAGGAUUAUCUGGCAACUGCAGUCAAAGAGAGUUGGCACUGAAUUGAUGAACAAUACUCAUCAAGUCCAUGCCUCAGAGACUGCAAGCUGUCAUAAAAGCCAGAGGUGUUGCUACUAAAUACGAGAGAUGUGUUUUGAUUGUUAUUUCCUUGUUUGUUUCUCAGGAUUCCAUAUUUUUUUCCUCAGAAUGGAGUGAUUCCAAUUUUUCUUAGUGUUUCUGAAUGCUAAAGAGUUGCACUUUUGAACUAAUUUUUUCCAAGCUUUUUAUCUGAUUUUGUUCUACAUGAUAAAAUGUCUGAGUGAGUGCUCGUCCGAGACUGGUGAUUCCAUAUUUUUUAUUAGGGGUUGUAUUUUUACAUUGACCACGCAGUAACUGCCAUAUUACCACUUAAACCGCUCAAGCUAAGGAAAUGCAUCAACAAACUUCCUACUGUAAUAAUAACAGCUUUUACAUUUUUCAAAAAUUAAAACUCUUUGGCCGCCAUUGACGAUGAUACACAUUCAAUCCAUUUGUACUUGGGCGAUUGAUCUCUGCAAAAACUGCCACAAUCCAAGUGGAUUGGACAUCUAUCACUGUCAAUGGCAGUGAAUGAGUUAAUAUUUGUGUGUGUGUGCUUAUUAGAUUGUUUGUGUGUGAAAUGCUUGUAUGUACAUGCAAUUGUACUAGUGUGAGCAUGUACAAGAUUGUAUGUUAAGAUUUGUAUGUGCUUGUUUGCUGCCCUGCCCACUUUUAGCGAUACAGGAAGUGACCUUGUAACAUUUUGCCCCACGUUCGAGAAAUGAAAUGGACCUUUUUCACCACAUUUCCUACGACGACUCUCGUAAAAAAAAUCUUCAAGCGAUUGUCAUUUUUUAAGAUGGACACUAGCCAGGAAUGUUCUGUACUCCUGUUUUUAUGGAAGAGAGGUCAGCGUGGAUGUAGCUCAGAAGUGAGUCGCUACUUCCUUCUGAAGCUGACCGACGCCCAAUUUCCUGUUGUUUGUACGCAAGCGGUGGAAGAAGAGGAGGAGGACGAUGGAAGAUGUCGACGGAACCUUCCAGACUCUCCGUGCCUUCGUGUUGACGCUCCCAAAAGCCGCCUUGUACCAUGUGAUCGACCACAUGUGUGUGCGCUGUUCGGGUGUAUUCUGUGUCCUAGAAAUGUGUAUCACGAGUAUAUCAUAAGACCGGACUUGUAUGUGUACCACGUGAGCAGACAUGCAUGGACACACGCCCACCGAGAAGAGCACAACACGAGCCUAGAUUUCCAUUUUUUUCUUGCACAAAUCUAGCUUUAAACGCAUUUCAGCUGAAAAUACAAUGGACGCCUGUUUAUUUAUUGAUGAGGAGUUGUGUCCCAGUGCUUUUAUCCAUAUCUUCCAGGAAAAAAAUGUUAACCUGAAUGUUUACUGCGCCUUAUUUUUGCUUUUUUCUGUAUUUUCUUUAAUAUAUUCACAGAAUUGACAUUGGAAUGACAUCUUUAUUUCACUUUUUUUUUUAGUUGGGGUCUGAAAAGUUUAAACUUUACAUACAGAACAAGUUUAAAAUAGGGGUGGGACUUUAAUGCUUUCAUUUGAAAUAGUUACAAAAGAAAUAAACUAGUUAAAAAAAUUUACUCAUGCAUGGGUUAAGUUCCAGUCACAUAACUUUUAAACAACCAAGUUUGUAGAUUUGUUCUCAACAUAUGUAGGGAUUAUAUAACAACAUGUACACUUUUUGCUGGGGCCGGGACAUUAGUCAGACCAAACAGAUUGGGUGAACGGGGGUCAGGGUUACAUUUCUCACGAAAAUGAACCUAACUACCGUAUUGGCCCGGAUAUAAGACGGCCCUGAUUAUAAGACGACCCCCACUUUUUCAAGACUCAAGUUUGAAAAAAGACUUUUUGAA
Corythoichthys intestinalis (scribbled pipefish) is the source of this 8413-nucleotide messenger RNA. RefSeq names its product BCL2 associated athanogene 5 (gene bag5). The record is from RefSeq and is a predicted model, not a curated record. Gene Ontology annotation, molecular function: protein-folding chaperone binding; adenyl-nucleotide exchange factor activity. The coding region runs from base 950 to 2410 and encodes 486 amino acids. Gene Ontology annotation, cellular component: nucleus; cytosol; cytoplasm. Gene Ontology annotation, biological process: protein stabilization; negative regulation of protein ubiquitination; regulation of inclusion body assembly. The transcript has 5 exons. NCBI's taxonomy places the organism in Eukaryota, Metazoa, Chordata, Actinopteri, Syngnathiformes, Syngnathidae.